UACGACUUUGUCGUGGUUGGAGCUCGCCGCCCAUCAUGAUAUCAGCGGGAACAGCAGGCAGUGUCAUUGCAGCAAGGCUAUCAGAGAAUCCUGCUUUUUCUGUCCUCGUGAUAGAAGCUGGUCCAAGUAACCAAAACAUUCUAGCCGCUGAAGUGCCAUUCUUGGGUUCCACUCUCUCCCCAAACUCCGCUGUUACAUGGAAUUACACGACCGCGCCUCAAAUCGGUCUCAAUAACAGGACUAUACCAUAUCCAAGAGGAUAUGUCCUCGGGGGCUCAAGUACAAUCAAUUUUGAGGUAUGGACCAGAGGCUCGAUAGAUGAUUAUAAUCGAUUCGCGAAUGUGACCUGUGAUUCUGGUUGGUCGUGGGAUGAAAUGGUUCAUUACAUGAAGAAAAGCGAACAUUUGGUGCCUUCUACGGACAAUCGUUCUGUAUUCGGAGAGGUGGAUCCCUCUGUACAUGGUAAGAAGGGGCCAGUGCAAGUAAGCCUGGGUGGCUUCGUCAGUGGCGUGGAUCGCCGUGUUAUUGACACAACGAGAGAACUUGACUGCGAGUUCCCUUACAACGUAGACAUGAAUUCAGGCUAUACUCUGGGACUUGGAUGGACGCAGAACUCCGUGAGCUCGAAAGGUUUUCGGAGCAGCUCAGCUACAGCAUAUUUGGCACCUGCGAUGGAAAGAGACAACCUGGAUGUCCUCAUCCAAACUCGCGUCACCAAACUUGUAGCGGUUUCGCAGGAAAAUGGUGUUCCGACAUUCGGCCAAGUAGAGGUGGCUCAAACUGCAACAGGUCCACGGUUGUUGUUCAAUGCAACCAAAGAAGUCGUUCUAUCCGGCGGAUCGAUCAAUACACCCCAGCUUUUACAGCUGAGCGGUGUCGGCGACUCGGCAUUGCUUGCGCCGUUGAAUAUCACUACCAUUCUUAAUCUUGGAGACGUUGGCAAGAAUCUUUCCGACCAUCCUUUCUUGGCCAAUCACUGGCUCGUCAAUUCCACUUCCACGUUGGAAAAAGUUGCUCGAAAUGCCACUCUGGCUGCUGAUCUGCUCGCACAAUGGAAUGCAACCGGCACAGGCCUUUUCUCGGACCCCGGUGCCAACCAAAUUGGCUGGAAGCGACUUCCAUCAAACUCAAGUAUCUUCCAACAAUAUCCUGACCCAUCUGCUGGCCCGACAUCUGCUCACUAUGAACUUCUGCCGGUCAACGGAUUCGUGUCAUUCGUUGAAAGUACCCCAGCGACAGGGUUUUUCUCGACUAUUGUAACAAAUGUAGCUUCUCCACUAUCCCGUGGUUCGGUGACGUUGGCGUCGAGCGAUCCUUUUGACAAUCCAAUCAUCGAUCCUGCAUUGCUGGGAAGCCCGUUCGACAUUUAUGUAAUGGUGGAAGCCAUUAAAUCUGCCAAGCGAUUCGUCGAGGCGCCCGCAUGGAAAGGUUACAUUAUCCAAGCUCUUGGUGCUCUCAAUUCCACUAUAGACGAAGACUUAGCAGAGUAUGCUCGGAACUCAACGACUACGGUUUUCCAUCCAGUUGGAACCGCUCGGAUGACGUCCUACUCUAACCAGGAUGGUGUGGUCAACCCAGAUUUACUUGUCAAAGGGGCUUCUGGAUUGCGAAUCGUCGACGCAUCUGUUUUACCGUAUAUACCGGCUGCACAUACUCAAGCAUGUGUUUAUGCCUUGGCUGAAAGAGCAGCGGAUUUGAUCAAAGCUGCAUGGUCCUGAGUCUCGGAUCGAGCUGGUUGGAAGCAUAAUGUCCCGUGGACUCAUCACAUACAUGUUUUCUUAUCUCUGUACGUGCGAGGUUGCAGCCACUUAAUUACAUAGACUUUAAUCAGAAGGCUGCGGCUGCCAUGAGAACUUUGUGUUCAAAAGUAAUCUUCUCGGCACUGACGGUGAUGACAUAUCAAAAUAGG
Messenger RNA from Suillus discolor, 1909 nucleotides. Its product is annotated as aryl-alcohol oxidase-like protein. The transcript has 11 exons. Lineage: Eukaryota; Fungi; Basidiomycota; Agaricomycetes; Boletales; Suillaceae. Gene Ontology annotation, molecular function: oxidoreductase activity, acting on CH-OH group of donors; flavin adenine dinucleotide binding. Bases 36 to 1718 code for a protein of 560 amino acids. The record is from RefSeq and is a predicted model, not a curated record.